This is a messenger RNA of Aphanomyces astaci, 3265 nucleotides long. RefSeq lists its product as hypothetical. The record is from RefSeq and is a predicted model, not a curated record. Lineage: Eukaryota; Oomycota; Saprolegniomycetes; Saprolegniales; Verrucalvaceae. The transcript is spliced from 14 exons. The coding region runs from base 184 to 2691 and encodes 835 amino acids. Gene Ontology annotation, cellular component: peroxisome.
CGCUCGUUUUAAAGGCUGCCUUCUACCAUUGUAUAUUGUUGUCGCUAACGUUAGGAACACGAGGAGGUAUCAUGCUUCCGGAUUGCGUUCUGUCGACAAUACCAAGUCAAAGCAAGGACGGUUACACGCGGUUACAUCGCCGUUUCACAGUUUGCCGCCCGCUAGGGCUCCGCCAUGCAGUAGAUGGAAAAUCCGCAGCCCCCUUCGCCCUCCAUACACCCGUUCUUGAACACAACGGUGGCUUCGCCGAGUGAUGGAGACAUAUUCCAGCCCGACUACUGCGACACACCUCGCGACACCAAGCCCAACGCCAGACCGUUCACAGCAUCGGCAUCCAGCGAUACAUUGUACACAUGUGUGCAUUACGGUCGUAACCUGCAGACCCUCGUGGCAGCGCCACCGACGUCCUUUGUGGUGUGUCGGGUUGGGCGGGUGCUGGAACCGUCCAAUGCGAGCGAGUUUUGGAGCUGUCCCCACGGCGAAAAGCACGUGUACUCGAUGGCGUACACUCAAUUUGCCAGCUCUCGAAUCGUCGACUCUAGUUUCGAUCCAACGUUCAACGAAUUGCUUGUCGUCAAUAUUCCCCCGCAUGCCAGCGCGGAUGGGGCGGGAGGGGGGUGGGGCGUCCGACUGGACCUUAUCCAGCGCCCAAGUGCCAACAACCAAGGCGACGACAUCCUCUUGGCGUUUGCUUCGCUACCUCUCGACGGCUUUCGACCUGGAGCUGAGUUGUCCAUGACUCUAGCCUUCCCUCGACAAAGUCAAACCACCACCACCGAGCAGGCGGAGAUCUUCGUCACGAUGUUUCGACAACGGCGGGACGCUGCAAUGUCGACGCUGUGGCAUCGCCUCGAGUUGACCAUCGACGCUAUGCCAGCUACCCACGGGAGUUUGAAGCACGAACAAACGAUCGCAGUCGUUCAGAUCGUUCCCUCGGCAACGACGUCGGUGCCGCUCUUGGUCGAGUCCCCCCUGCCGUUCCCAACCAUUCGUUGCCAUGCUGACUUUGCAAAAGCGAACGAGAGCACCAACAAUUGCAGGGUCACCCCCGGCGGCCACGGGGACAGCACCAUGUUUGGAUGGCGAUAUCCCGCGCUGUUUGACUUUUCAAUUGUUCCAAACGCGUUCUUUAUUCAGGUCGCCCUAUAUGCCCCCAAAGCCACGUCCACGUACGUUUGCGUGGGGAGCAGCGCAGUGACCACGCUCGCUGUGCCGUCACGACAAGGGUCUAGUGUUCCGUGGCCAUCGAUUUUGAUGCGGAUGUCGGACGCUCCGUGGGAAAUGCCUCUGCAUGGGAUGCUUCGGUGGUGGGAAGGCGCAUCGUGGCAGGAUUUCCGGAAACAACGUGUGGUUUGUACGAACCGGCUGCAAGCCACCAACCAAUCACGGACAGUCCCACAAUGGAUGGCUGCGAUCGCUCGCGGUCUUAACCGACACCCGAUCUCCACGGUGGUGGACACGGGCGGAAUCGUCGGGAUGAUUGCUGCUAUGUACCAGUGUCGGGAUACCGCGUCAGACAGCAACGACCAAACCCAAUUGCCUUCCAAAAAGCAAGACGAUCCUGCCGUGGGCAAUUGGCAGGCGCAACUGCAAGGACUCGUGGCUGAAAUCGCUGCCAAACAAGCCUUUAUGGACAAGAUGCAAAUGGAAAUGGACAAGCGAACCAAUGCCAUCAAAUCUUGUGGUGUGGAAAUUGUCGACUUGCGGAAAAACGUCCAACGCAAGGACCAGCUAAUUCAAGCGCUUCAAUUGAAACUGCACAACUACGAAGUGCUCGAACAACGACAGCAAGAGGAAAUUCGACUUUGCCUCGAUGGCCAUGGCGUGAGCACCACCAGCUUCCCCGUACUUGCCCAACACUACACUAAACUUCAGAGCAAACACAACACACUGGAAGCGUCCCACGCACAACUGUCCAAAAAGCUGCUCGAAGCCCGGAAUUUCGAGGCUGAACUCCUUGAAACCAAGAUACAGUACAAAGCCCUGGAGGCGGCUCACUUGAGCCAAGCCAACUUUAUUCAAAAGGCCAACGCUGAAAUGCAAAAACUCGCAGUCUACAAGCAAACCAUAGCGACACAGGAAACAGUGAUCGGGAAGCUCGAAAAUCUCGUCGAAUCCAAACUCGCAGAGGCCAAAGCCAGCUCCGUGGGGCCAAAUGUCCACGCGGAAAUCUUUCGACUACGGCUUGAAAACUCCUACCUGAAGGAGCAACUCACGCUACGGUCCGCGUCGUCCAUGCAAGAGCAGCCGCACGCUUUGUCCAAGGCUAACCUCGAACCACUGGCAGCCGGCAAGUCUACCUUUUCUACAUCGUCACGAGCGCUGCAACCGUUAACAUCGACCACCCCCCCUCGCCGUCUCAAAUCCCCCAAUGUCAUCACGACUCCCCCGUCGACUCGGCGACUACGCCCACAGCCCAAUCAAUGCGAUACACUGACCAGCGUUGCCCCCCCACAGCCAGAAACGACAGACGCUAGCACCAAUACGGAGCCAUCCUCUCCCGUUGCCGCGGCCCGCAUGUCAGUUCCAUCCACCGACCACGACGACAACGACAAGACCGAGGACGUCCUGCGGGUCAAGAUUCGCGUGUUGGAGGACCAGUUGCGCCUCAACACGACGUCCGCCGCCCAGGAAAUCGCGGCGCUGAAAGCGCAUGUGUUUGAGCUUGAACUCGAGUCCCAACUGCACUAGUACUUAUUUGGACUCAAGUACUGGCAACUAGGUACUAGUAGACCGUUUAUUUAACCCGUUCGUUUUACAUGGCCAGCCAGUUGUUGUUGCCGAUUGUAAGCGCCAUGGAUCGCAUGAUCAAGUCGCGGAGUUCGUUCCAGAGCAUCGGCUGCUGCGCCUUCAUGCGCAUGUACUCGUCCCGGGUCAAGCAGUACACGGUCGAGUCGACGUUGGACCGUGCCGUCAUGUGGCGCGGCUGGUCGAGGAAGAAGUCCACUUCGCCAAACAUUCCCCCCACACAAACCUUUUCCAGCAUCGUAAUCGACGAGCUCUCGCCGUGAUCGACGCUGCCAUCUUUGUUCAUGUACAAGUCCACGCCGCCCCCGGCCAAGAUGUAGAACGCCCCCGAAGCAUCCGAAAUCUAGGCAAGAAAGUAACAUUCGACUCGUUUCGACCAACAAACGAUAUACGUACGACGUCUAAAGUUGCUGUAUUUCGUAAACAGCAAAUGAUAUAUACAAAGUUGAUGUUUUCCCCAAUCAGGAAAGAAAUGAUAUAUGAAAUAAUACAGCGUCACCACAAAGUUGACUUUUUU